UGGCAAUUUGCGGGAUAAUCCUCCCCACCUCAUCCCCUGUUAAUUGGCAGACUCUGUCUUUUCCUAUGCAUUACUUUUCGUUUGUAAGGUAUAUUCUUUCCAACGAAGAUUUGGGUUUUUGUUACACGGCAUUCCAUCAAAGUUACGAGCUUUAAAGUUGAAUAAAUUUGCCCCAAAUGCGUUGACCAGGGGAACAAAUGCAUGAUGCCCCACACAGUCCGUGUAAUAGGCGUUUAAUAAUAUAGAAAUUGCUUGGGUUUCAACUUUCCCCAUCAGGCUGCUGUACUAACAAUUGCCCCCCUCGACAUUUUCGUGACUCACGAGUAUAAUUAAUCUUGUUUGGAAGGCCGGCCGUCUGUACUUUGAGGUAAUAAUUAUUUCCCGUGAGGGCCCAUAAAUUAGGCGGCAUUAAAAUAUGUUAUAGAAUUAUCGCCUUUGGCAAUAGAUUAAACUUAUGGUUUUUUCUGUGAGAAUCGAUUUGUCUUUUUCCCUCAGUCGGUCCUGUCUUGUGGGUUAAGAUGUAUGAAGUCUGAGGAUUGUGGUUUGUGGGCAUUCCCACAACAGUGUCAGACACCAUACCUACUUGAUACUAUGUGCAAUUCAUGGUUAAUUAGGGGAGGUGGGUGAGGGAAUCGGUCAAAAACAGAUGUCUUUUUGCAAGUCUUUAAAUAAUUCCAAGUCAAUUACAGUAACAGUAACGUCUUGUGAAUUAAAUGGGAGGGGAUUGACCAGAGAGGUGCCGUGCUUAGUGGGUUUACUGAAUAUGGAAGGUUCGUGUUCCUAUGGGGAGUGGGAUGACGUGUUCACUUCGGGUCUCGGCGGACUUUGAAUCUUGACGAACGGUAUUGGGAGUUACCUGGAAUUUGGGUUGAGGCUUUCCCAUAUAGAUCGCAGUUGGGUUGUUUCAAAAUCAAGUCUUUUAGGUUUUUAAGCCCUUGGUUGAUGUGUGCAACGUCUAAGGAAAUUUGGGUUGUAACAGAAGGCAGGGAAUUUGCAACGCAGAUGAACAUGCGAAUGACAAUGGAUUCAAUGGUUCUUUCCCUAAGGAAAUUGACAGCAGUUUUGAUGGUGAUGGUGAUUGGGUUGUGCGCAAGGCCAUGCCUUUCAUCCAAUUCAGAAGGAGACGCACUCCAUGCCUUCAGGAGGAGUUUAUCAGAUCCAGAAAAUGUUUUGCAGAGCUGGGAUCCUACACUCGUCAAUCCUUGUACAUGGUUCCACAUCACAUGCAAUCAGGACAACCAUGUUACCAGAGUGGACUUAGGCAAUUCAAAUCUUUCUGGUCAUCUGGUGCCCGACCUUGGAAAGCUCGAGCACUUGCAGUAUUUGGAGCUGUACAAAAACCGAAUUGAAGGAAGCAUACCAGAAGAAUUUGGCAAUUUGAAGAGCCUUAUUAGCCUGGAUUUGUACAAUAAUAAUCUUACGGGUCAUGUUCCUCGUUCAUUGGGGAAAUUGAAGUCGCUUGUAUUUCUACGCCUUAACAACAAUUGGCUAACUGGACAAAUUCCCAGAGAACUUGCUUCAAUUCCAACACUCAAAGUCGCGGAUGUAUCGAAUAAUAACCUCUGUGGAACUAUCCCGACUACUGGACCAUUUGAGCACUUCCCUUUGAAGAAUUUUGAGAACAAUCCUCGUCUUCGAGGUCCCGAAUUGUUAGGUGGAGCUGCAUACGAUAGUGGAUGCUGAUGAAAGAGGGUAGGCCACAAGGUCAAAAGUUUUUCUUAGGGUGAAACCACUACCGUAGGCUUGGAUAAAUUUCAGUCCUCCACAUGUAUUUUCCAUGUAAUAUUCUAAUGAAUGGUCUAUGGUUCCUAUUCCUUUGAUUGUACUUUCAAGAUAGAAGUCACCACCAGAAUAGCACUUUCUAGUCACAAGAUAUAGUUAUUGAUCUAUUGUAUUUUAACUAAACAGUUUACUGGCUAAAGAUAUCGUGACAGUAUUUGUUACAUAACUUUUCCAUGGAGAAACCAGUAUAUCUGUGCUCAUAUAUUGCUAUAUAAGGCUUGAAUAUUAAUGAAAAAGUAAAAUUCAUGCAUUAAA
This is a messenger RNA of Cryptomeria japonica (Japanese cedar), 2037 nucleotides long. Its product is annotated as leucine-rich repeat protein 2. Gene Ontology annotation, molecular function: protein binding. The record is from RefSeq and is a predicted model, not a curated record. Lineage: Eukaryota; Viridiplantae; Streptophyta; Pinopsida; Cupressales; Cupressaceae. Bases 943 to 1683 code for a protein of 246 amino acids. The transcript has 6 exons.